Molecule: messenger RNA, 3702 nt
Organism: Amaranthus tricolor (Joseph's coat)
Lineage: Eukaryota; Viridiplantae; Streptophyta; Magnoliopsida; Caryophyllales; Amaranthaceae
Product: pseudouridine kinase
Exons: 11
Coding region: 2198-3373 (391 amino acids)
Molecular function (GO): kinase activity
Source: RefSeq, a predicted model, not a curated record
CUUCCUGACCACCCAAAACCCUUUCCCCAAACACAUUACCAAAAACCACACAGCAAUUCCCCCUUCCUUCCUCUCAUUUCACGCAUCAUCCUUACCCCAUCUCCCCUUUGGGUGUUCUAAAGAUCACCAACAAUCUUCGAUUAUCCUUGAAUUUGAAUUGAACAAUUAUUCUUCUCCCUCAUUCGUUUGCCUGGAUUCUUGAAGAACAACAAACCUCAUUGCUCUUCCUUCUCGAAUCUUGUUCGAAAAUGAAAAACAAAAACAACAUCCUAAUUGCCUAAUUUGAUAUUCGAAAAAUCAGUCACUCACGUUCCUUGUUUCAUACAGAAAUACAGUGAUUCCCUCCAAUUACUAACUGAUUUUCUUGAAGAACGAAACGCAGCCUUGAUUUCUUGUUGCUCCUGAAUUAGUACCAUGUAAUUCGAAACAAGUACCACGCUCAUGACCACGCUUCUUACAAUAAGAACAAAGAAGAGCAGAUUUAUCAAGCACAGGAGGUCUUGAACGAGACCGAGAAUGAACAUUCGAGAGAGCAAACACAUGGGUGUCGAUGUCAGUAGACUUUGUGCGAGCAAUGGAGCGGGAACGUUCCUCUUGAAGGAAGGUUUGAUAAGCACGAUCAAUGUCCGGGGAAGGCAUCUGAGACAAGAGAUUAGUGCGAACCGUACCAUAAAUGUCAUCAUCAAUUCCAAUAUAAAACUGAUGUAAUAUUUCUUCAUCCCGAUCUUGGCGAAAUUUAUUCACAACACCACAAGUACACAGACCACAACUACAAUGAGGAAUAGGUUUCAAACGAUCAAGUUCAUCAUAGAGCCCCAUAAGUUUAGUAUAAUAGUCCUCAAUUGUCAUAGAUUUCAAUUGACGACAAUCCGUAAUUUGCGCUCGAAGUUGUUGAAUACGCGGGCCAUUAGCAACACAGUAACGUUUUUCAAGAUACAACCAUAAAGCCCGAGCCGUAUCAUGAAAGGGUAUUGAAGAAACAAUUUUAGGGUCAAGAGUACGAUUAAUCCAAGAUACAAUCAUGGAAUUAACAGUUUCCCAAUCAAGAAUAUCAUGAGCAGUAGUCGGUUUAACAAUGGAACCAUCAACAAAACCAAAUUUACGACGGGAUUUUAAAGAUAAAGUAAUAGCACGAGACCAAGAAAGAUAAUUAUCACCUUUGAGAAUGAUAUGAGAGAUGAAAUUACCCGGUUGAUCGCCGGAGCCAAGAUAGAAUGGAGAAGUAAUAUCAAUCACUUGUGAAUCAGUGGACUUCGGUUCACCCGUCAUGAUGUAAAAGCAAGCGUGGAUCAAUCACAAAUCAAAAGAAACCAAAAACGCAACAAACCAGCAAUAGAAGAAACGCAACAAAUCAAUAGAAGAAGAAACCAGCAACAAACCAAAAGAAACCAAUCAAUCGAGAAUCAAACCAGAAACCAGAAUCAAACCAGAAACCUAGAAACGCAAAUCAAACGCAAAUCAAACGCUGAGACCAGAAUCAAACGCAGAAACCAAUCGAAGAAACCAGAAACCAAUCAAAAUCAAAACCAGAAGAAACCAAAGAAAAUCAAAAGAAGAAACCAAAGCAAUCGCUGAGUCCAAAUCAAUCGAAGAAACCAAUCGAAAACGCAGAAACCAAUCGAAAAACAAAAAAACAGAAAGUCAAUCGAAGAGAUCAAUCGAAGAAACCAGAAGGAAGAAAACGCAAUCGUUGAAAAUCAAUUGAAAGGAGAAGAAACGCAGGGAAAAACAGAGGAGAAAGCAAGAGAAAGAAAAUGAGAUAUGUUGUCAGGCAGAGAAAGCAAAUCUGAUACCAUGUUAAGAUUUGGGUAUUUUCCCCCUUGUUUAUUCAUAAAACCAUCAAGAGUAUAUAUAUACAUGAUCAAACAAAAAUAAUUGGGCCAAAGUUAAAAUAAAGCCCAUAAUGCAAAAUACAUCGAAAUUAAAUGUAAAUUGUUCAACAGUGAUUACAACACCACAGUUUCAAUAGCGGAGUCCUAAUUUCUUGCGCCUGAAGUUUGAAGACCCAUUAUUUUCUUUCCCGUAAAUCUUGUGUCGAGAUUCUUGAAGGAAGGAUUCUCUGUGGAACCAUUCUAGCUGAUAGAUGCGAAUCAAACCCGACUCUAUGAAGCGUCAUCGUUGAUUGCUAGCAAAUCGGUACCAUUCGGGAAGAAAACAGCUUGUAUAACAAGUGCGAAGGGGGCAAAACUCAAAGAAGAUGGAAAAAUUGAAGGCAAUGCCAGUGAUAAUCGGAGGGAUGGUUUUUGAUAUUCAUGCCACUACUUCUAUACCUUCUACGUUCAAAACCACUACUCCUGGCAAGAUUGAAUUUAUGCUAGGAGGUGUAGCAAGAAAUAUUGCUGAGUGCCUGUUAAAGCUCGGAACAAAGUCCUUCUUGAUUAGUGCUCUGGGAUGUGACCUAGCAGGAGACCUGUUAUUGGAACAAUGGAAAUCUGCUGGGUUACUGACAGAAGGUAUACAACGGGGCUUGGACAUUACUACUGCUUCUGUAUGCAACAUGUUCGAUGUAAAUGGAGAUUUGACAGCAGGUGUUGCUAGUGUGGAAACAAUUGAAAGAUAUGUCACUCCUAAAUGGAUUCAGCAAUUCAAGACUAUUGUAUACCCUGCUCCCCUGAUGUUGGUUGAUGCUAAUUUGAGCCCUGAAGCUUUAGAGGCUUCAUGUAAAUUGGCCACUAAUUUGGAUGUCCCAGUUUGGUUUGAGCCAGUUUCAGUCGCAAAAUCUAAAAGAGUAUCUACAGUUGCCAAAUAUAUUACCUUUGCCUCUCCGAACGAGCAUGAACUUUUCUCAAUGGCGAAUUCUUUGUCUCAUGAAAAUCGGUUUAGUCCUAUCCGGAGGGAUCAAGACAAAAUGAAUGCUUCCAUAGAGUCCUUGUUCAAAGAGCUGAAACCGGCUAUCAUAGUCCUGCUGGAGAAAGGUAUUAAGUUUGUCUUAGUGACACUUGGACCCGAUGGUGCACUCCUAUGCUCUGGCAUCGGGCCAUCUGGUUUAAAGAUGUGCUUAGCUGGCACACAAGUUUUUGAUGGAAAUCGAGAGCUUUUUGAUAUGGUGAGCGUAAGAUGCCCAACAAAUCAGUAUUUGUGCCCUAAACCAUAUAAAACAUCGUCUCAGUUAUUUGUAAUGCAUUUCCCAGCUCUUCCUGCAACAGUUGGGAGAGUUAGUGGUGCUGGAGAUUGUUUAGUUGGUGGGAUUCUUGCAUCAUUGUGUUCGGGUUUGAAUGUUAUGCAAAGUGUAGCUGUCGGUGUUGCUGCUGCUAAAGCUGCCAUCGAGGUGGAAACCAAUGUGCCUUACAAAUAUGAUUUAUCAGCAGUUGCAGAUGAUACAGGUAGAGUAUACAAUGCUGCCAGAGUCUUGUUCCACAAAUCUAUGUUGUAAAACUCAGAUGAAUGACCAUUCUAUGAAUGAAUGAAUGAUCUUCCCCGUUUAUGGGAUCGAGAUUUUUGAUGUUGUAACUUGCAAGCCGAAUGCCUGAUCGAUGAAACCCGAAUGCCUGUAUGCCGGAGGGGGAUCGGCACAGGCAAAUAAUAUCUCCAUUUUCUUCUAAGACUGAUUUUUACUAUGAAUUUGUUAUGUAGUGUAAUGAUAUCAAGCAUGAAGAAUAUGAUCGAAUGUCAUAUGGGCAUCACCUUUCCUAUUUCUAAGCUUUACCCCAACUACUUGUUUACUCCUAUAGUUCCUUUGGAAGCAAUUUAUCUUAUUUUUAA